UGUUUGCCGAUGGACCGAACGCAGCGCAGCCAAGGAGCGAAGGAGUUCCAAUAUCGGGCAAUGAGGGCCGCUUGCUGCUUAUUGCUGUGGUGUUGUUGUGUACGGCACCAGCAGCGUGGAGAGCCGAGCCUGAGUAUUUUAUUCGCAUUUUAUUAUGUAUUAUUAUUAUAAAAUGACUAAUACAAGAAGAGCGUGCGGAGAGUGGCACAUUAUUAGCGGGCGCACAUACACCGAAAAUGACGUCGAUGAGAUCGAGAAUAAUAAAGCUCACGGCACGCGGAGACGGAGACACAUGUGGAGUGUUGUACUGAACGGGGUUUUUCGGAACGUGCUGGAGAAGCAUAAUAACACUUAGCAGUUCAGUUAACGACGCUAGGUCAACGCUAACGGAUGUGUCCCUGCUUGUAAGAUAGGAACGGGUGGCGUUAGAAAAGUACACUCAUUUGUGGUGUGGUUGUUGGCCAAUCGGUGCCAUAUCGUAGAACGGAUCGCUUCGAGGAAGGAUACUCGGACAGGUUGCUAACUAAGCUCGUCGUCCGUGCGAUACGUGUGACCACCCAUAAUCAUAUGUGCGGUGACUGAGGACACGCACCUGGUUCUGGUCAUUCUGAGCCGAGGAAUGGCGCAAAUUAUUAUUACUGUUUGAAUGGUCUACGGAAUCGUGCACAUCGUUGGGUCGCUUUUGGACUAUCGAACGACACACGGAAAGACACCAUCGUCGUCGCCGCGCGUUAAUUACCGAUAAUGAGAUAAAAGCGUACGUUGUUGAGGAGUAUCAGGCUUGGUCCCAGCGCAGUCAGUCGAUGACAAAUGGUUCUUCCCGAACAAUGUCUCAUGUGUGUGAAAUGUGAAUUUAUGGUGCAUUCGAACGUGAUUCGAUUCGCUAAUGAGUGUUGAUUUUUAAGGUGUGUACACUGAAGUGAGCAUUUAUCGUCCUGCUGUAUGCUGCAUUCAUGCCAAUGGCCGUACUUAGAAGAGCAAGUCAUUUGUGAAAUUUAUCAACUGUUGACGAAGAGCUUUGGGUGAAAUUGACGAAAAUUGUUGAAAACGAUCAGCUGUGAGCCAGUGUUAAACCGCCAAACUGAAAAUAUACCAGUGCCCACAUUGAAGAACGAAGAACGAAAGUGUUGUGUCAGGUGUCAUUUGAGCUGCUACAUUCCAGAACGAAAAGCAAGUUUUAAACCACUCAAGUCGACACCCACUCGAGACCUGAAUAAUUCAGCAAAUUGCUCGAAUAAAACGAACGCACCAUGCUUGGUAGUUGUUUUCGUUGCUGAGUGUCCGAUGUUGGAAUAUGGCGGAAGGAGCACAACCACCACCAUCAACAGGGACAUCACUACUGGAGAACAAUAACAUCCAACACAACCCUAGUAGCCAACAACACGGUGGUGCCAUCAACAUCAACAACAACAAUAAACUUUGUGGAAUGCUUGGUAUCAACAUGCCCUGUGAAGCGGCAGGCCAUGAUUUUAGCACCGUCCGAAAAGAACUAGAAUUCGCCAACUCGAUCGCGUCCCAUUACAGUGCGAGCCUAUCGUUGUCGGCAGCUGCGGAGAAGAACGAUCGCGAUCAUCAUCAGCAGCAUCAUCACCAUCGUCUGGGGAGCUACAAAAUCGAGGACCGGGAAAGAAGUGAUAAUUGCAGCCGUUCAAACAGCCCACUGGACGAGCUGAACGAGGCGUCAAACCGUUCGAAAGUGGUGGCCGCGGCAUUACGGAGCCGGGAAAAAAUGUCUCCCCUAUCCCUGUCGACGGGUGGAUCCCCGGUGACUAACCAAGCAGCAGCAGCUGCAGCAGCCGCCGCCGCCGCAGCCCAGGUGCAUCUGAAUGGAACUAUGCAAGACAUGCUGAACCUACAGAAGCUGCAGAGUUUGGCUCAGCUGUCCGGCGGGGCGGGAGUUAUGCCGGGGCUGGGUCUUCCGACGGCUGGUUUACCGUCGGCGUUACUUAAUAAUUCACCCCUGAAUCUUAGUCUUGGCGCACAAAGCCAUUCGCCUGUGAUGGGAGCACUGGGAGCUGCUUCGCAACCCCUGACAGCUGCGGCCGCUCAAAUGCCUCAGUUGAUUCUAGCAUCUGGUCAGAUUGUCCAAGGCAUCCAAGGAGCCCAACUGCUCAUACCAACGUCACAAGGAAUUGCCACCCAAACCAUUCUGACGAUCCCCGUGGGGCAACAGGUGAUUUCGAACAUGAGCAGCGAAAAUUUAUUGCAAUGUUUAAAUUUUAAUACGGUCGCAAACAAUAAUUUCAACGAGAUGCUGAACCAAUCCAGUCACCACCAUCACCACCAUCCGCACCACCCGGGCAAUGCGGCGUUUGCGGUAGCGGCCGCAGCAGCCGCCGCAGUGGCAACCCGCGAGUCCCCCGUCACAGUCAAUAGUGCAAUCAACACAACAAGUCUACUUACGAACCAAUUGGCGCUGGCCGCAGCCGCCGCAGCUAAUAGCAAUCACCACCAUCACCAUCAUCACCAGCAACAGCACCAACAGCAGCAGCAGCACCCCCAGACGCAACACCACCAAUCGCAGCAGGCCAAGCAUCUGCAUCUUGGGCUCCCGUCGGGUCAUCCUUCGACGCCUUCUUCGUCGGCGGCAUCGUCCACCAUCCACGUGGCGGACAAGUUCAAGAAUCUGUCCACUCACGAGAAAACCCCGUCAGAGCGGUCCACCCCGGAGAUGCGCAUCAAGCUGGAGUCUCCUAAGGUGCCGUCGCCCAUUUCGCUGACGCCACAAUCGCGACCUCCGAGCAACAGUUUUGCGUCGGUGUUUGAGAAAUCGCCGCAGAUGAAGCGAACCGCGUCGCCCAGUAUACCGCCCUGCAGUGGAAGCAACAGCAGUACUGGGAGCGGCGGUGGAAGUAAUAGCAGUGUCAUCAGUGGACUCAGCAGUAGUGGCGGCAGCAUUGGCCAUGGGCAGAUCCAUGUGGCUAAGAAUCUGACCAGCCCGCACCAUUCGCCGUCGGACAAUGCGAUCAGUAGGAUUACAACGUCAAACGGUGAAAUCACGGUUACCAAGUCGUCGCAAGCACCUCCCACUCCACCCCUAUCAGUACAAAAAAAUCAUCCCGCAUCGCUGCACUUCAAUCCAUCCAUCUCGCCCCAACCGUUGCUCCACCAUGCGAGAGAUCUCCACCAACAACAGCACCAGCAACAACAACAGCAGCAACAUCCAGUGCCAUCCAGCCACAGCUCGACCCAUUCCGGCCUGACAGCUGGCAUCUCGUCCUCAUCUUUAUCGUCGCCCUCCGCCCUUCUCGGAGCCGGCGACAACCAUCACCUAGCAGCGAAAGAGCAACAGGGUCUGCAGCACAAACCGUCCGCAACGUCCACCAGCACCAGCUUGAGUGCCGGCGCCACCACCAGCACCACGCCGGGAGUGAUCUCCCUCACGCUGGACGACGUCGUGGAGCAGAAGAUAUCCCCCCACUCGGCCGGUUCGUCAUCGUCCACCACCAAGCGGCAUCGAAGUCUAACGCCCCCACCGCGGAAGAUGAGUCCUGCGGGAUCGCUUCAGCACUCGCACCGGGACGAGGAUGACGACGAUGAUGACGGGGAAGACGACGACAACCAUUCCGGCGGCCACGAGUUGGAAGACUCACCAAAUGAACUUACAAUCAACCAAACCAACUGCAACGUCGUCGACGGGAUCGACCUGGACGACAUCAAGGAGUUUGCCAAGGCCUUCAAGCUGCGCCGGCUCUCGCUAGGCCUCACACAGACCCAAGUAGGCCAAGCCCUGUCCGUUACCGAGGGACCGGCCUACAGCCAAAGUGCCAUCUGCAGCGCCCUCGCCGCCCAGAUGUACUGUGCAGCCCAGCUCUCGUCGCAGCAGCAGCAAAUGUUUGAAAAACUAGACAUUACUCCCAAAAGCGCCCAAAAGAUCAAACCGGUUCUGGAGCGCUGGAUGAAGGAGGCUGAGGAAAGUCAUUCGUCCCGCUUCAAAUCGGGCCAGAACCAUUUGACCGACUUUAUUGGGGUGGAGCCUUCGAAGAAGCGGAAACGAAGGACGUCUUUUACGCCACAAGCGUUGGAAUUGUUAAAUGGACAUUUCGAGCGGAAUACGCACCCGUCUGGAACGGAAAUCACCGGGCUGGCCCAUCAGCUCGGUUACGAGCGUGAGGUGAUCCGGAUCUGGUUCUGCAACAAGCGGCAAGCCCUCAAGAACACGGUACGAAUGAUGUCGAAAAAUUUCAAAAUGGAAAGCUCGUAAGCAGGGUCUUUGUUUUUCGGUUCAAUAAACGCGGAUUUAGUUUCGUUACAAACACGUGCCAUUUGUUUUGAACAUAGUUUAGUUUUGCUUGAACUUUGAAAAACUUUUUUAUGGAAAUUUUAGUGAAAUUUAUUGAUUGAGAGAAAGAAGUUGCUAUUUAUUUUAAGAGCACAAAAUAUUCAUCACUUUAUUAGUUCAAUUAGAGCAGCUGCGAAACCGUACUUUCUAAUAGUUUUUGAUUAAGUUAGAAAUGAUGCAACCAAAGUUCCUAUGAAAUUAAGUAUAAGAGUUAUAAAACAAAUGAUGCUAACACAUUUUAUAAUGAGCAAACAAUAUAGUACUAGUUGUAUGAAAUUGAUCGAUUUACGUUUAUCUAACUUUCCCACAUUCUUCUUUGUUUGAACAGUUGAAAAUUACUCAGUAAACAAAGUUUCGGACUCACGAAAGGUGCCAAAAAAUCUUCAUCUACGUCAGCAGAACGUGCCAUAGCGCUUAGUUGCAAUUGUUUUUGAGAACUUUAAGGAACAAAAGCCAUCGUAUAGUUUAGUUUUAUCCAGAUGUGAAAUAUGAGAAAAUAAGUAUUCUUCAUGACAUGAAUACAAAAAAGAAACAAUUCAAUUAUUUCUUAAACUAAAGUAAAACGAGAAAAGUUCACAUUUGUAAAAGGAAUUUGUGUAUAGUGAGUCUGUGAACAGCAUAAAACGAUACGAUUAAGAAAACCACAAAAAAAACAAAAUGAAAAUAAAUUGGCAGUACUGAAAAACAAAAACAUUUACAUCCCUGAUUGGCAGCGAUCCCUGAUUCGAAAUUGUCCCUCAUUCAUGAUUCGAUCGUCCCUGUGUAACGUAUUCGUAAACAUCGUCACAAUUAGCAGAAGACCAGAAAAAUGGCGUCAAAUGGUAGCUUUUGUAUCUGCACCAUAGAUCUGAUCGGAAAAAUUCACACCUCAUCGUGAUAGGAUUUCAGUCAUGCACGUAAGCAAACACUAAAUCGGUUCAUAUUGGGUCUAAAUUGUAAAUAUAGUCACCAAAUCGGGAAACAAAAUCGUCCUAAUCGCUGUCAUAACUCGCAAACCCGGUGUGUACAUUUGUCUCCUCUGUACGUACCAUACCUUGUAGAGAUCCCCAUUCAAAUCAGAAUAUUUAAACGUCAAGAAUACAGAAGACAUGCGCCUCAUAGAAUUAGCUGUUUAAGAUGAGUGUUUAGUACCCCCGAUAAAGGCAGAGGAGCAUAUUUGAUGUGAUAUGUAACAUAUACGAAAUACUUGUAUAGAUUUUGACCAGUGAUCACAGAGAGGAAAUAAUUUCUUUACCGAAAUCGGAAACACAGAUCAACUCACCCACUAAUUCAGAUCACCCACAAGAAACACA
This is a messenger RNA of Aedes albopictus (Asian tiger mosquito), 5574 nucleotides long. It is a transcript of the gene pdm3, whose product is annotated as protein nubbin. Lineage: Eukaryota; Metazoa; Arthropoda; Insecta; Diptera; Culicidae. The record is from RefSeq and is a predicted model, not a curated record. Gene Ontology annotation, biological process: regulation of transcription by RNA polymerase II. The transcript is spliced from 11 exons. Bases 1295 to 4204 code for a protein of 969 amino acids. Gene Ontology annotation, molecular function: RNA polymerase II cis-regulatory region sequence-specific DNA binding; DNA-binding transcription factor activity, RNA polymerase II-specific.